AUAGUCUUUGGCUUCGAGUUGGCUUUGGUUCUCAGUAUCGCGAUCCCGUUUCAGUCGCGCGGAAGCAGUCGACCGUUGCACGUGUUCACGGACCGAUUGACAGCCGCCAUCAUCUAUGGGUUACCAGUACCCAUUUAUACAUCUGGACACUUUGAAUUGACCUCGAGAAAAUGGAAAUGCAUAAAAACCCCAAUGCAAAAAAAAAUUCUUUGCAUGGUGAUGUGAUGACACUAAAAGAACCUCAUAGAAAUGGCAGUACAUAUGGUGCCUUUCAAUCAAAAGAUCCUAUUUUGGCAAUGGAAAAGGCUUCCGAAAUAGAAGAUAGAAGUGAGCAUGGAAUUUCUGUUCAUCAUCCAACCUCGUACUUAGAAACAAUGAUGCACCUGUUCAAAGGUAACGUCGGUUCGGGAAUCUUUGCGUUAGGGGAUGCUUUCAAGCAUGCUGGACUACUGCUAGCUCCUCCACUUACCAUGUUUCUUGGGAUUAUUUGUGUUCAUGCUCAACACAUUCUUAUUAAAUGUAACGAAGAAGUGACGCGUCGUGUUAAUGAUCCGAAUGCUACGACUGGAUUUGCUGGUACAGUAGAAUUGUGCUUCGCCACUGGUCCUCUCUCACUCCGAAAAUACUCUGUGUUUAUGAGAAAAUUGGUUAAUAUAUUUUUAUGUAUUACGCAACUUGGAUUUUGCUGUGUAUAUUUUGUUUUCAUUGCGAAGAAUAUGAAACUGGUGAUGGACGUAUAUGGAAUUGAGAUGGAUGUUCACCAACACAUGGCUGUCAUCCUAAUUCCUAUAAUGCUGAGCACAUGGAUCAGAAAUCUAAAAUACCUAGUGCCUGUUUCUUCGAUGGCGAAUUUUCUGGUUAUAGCUGGCUACAUUGCUACUAUGUACAUAAUGUGCAACGAUCUACCAUCGAUUCAUGAGAGGCGAUAUAUUGCCGAUUGGCAUGAUUUGCCUUUGUUUUUUGGCACUGUGAUAUAUUCUUUUGAAGGUAUCACUUUGGUUUUACCUCUGAAAAAUGAAAUGAAGAAACCGAGUAAUUUCAGUAAACCACUCGGAGUUUUAAAUGUUGGAAUGGUGAUUGUCGGUGGAAUGUUUGUCGCGAUGGGUUUUAUAUCUUAUUUAAAAUAUGGUGAUGCAGUAGCUGGAUCCGUAACGUUAAACCUUGAAUCUAAGGAAGUAUUAAAAGCAUUAACAGAAGGGAAUCUUGAUCCAUCCUUGAUAUUAAAAUUAGAAGAAGAGAAACGGCAGCAACAAAGAGAAGAAGAACUAUUGAAAAUAAAAGAAAAACAUCUUUUAGCAUUGUUAACUCGCGAGAAUGCUUUUAUUGCAAAAAAAUUGUUAUUAAAUGAUAUUAAAGCCCACGCAGAAACAGUACGAAAAGAGGUUGAUUGGAUUAUGUUAAGUACCAGCACCGCAAAUCGAUUUGUACGAUAUGAUUAUUUACACGAUUAUGAUAUUUCCAAUUUAAAAUUUGCUGUUAUUGGUGGAUCUGCAUUGAAUCGAGAAAGUCAAGAUAUAAUAAAAAAAUAUUUAUCAAAUACUAUGAUUAUACAGGCAUACGGCAUGACAGAAUUAGGUGGUAUAAUUACCAUACAAUCAUCAAAUGCUACAAGUGGUUCUUGUGGUAUUGUGAUUCCAAAUUGCCAAAUAAAAAUUAUAGAUACCGAAACAGGAAAAACACUUGGUCCGAAUCAAACUGGCGAGCUGUGUGCAAAAACGUGGACGAUGAUGACAGGAUACUAUAAAAAUCCUGAAGCUACUAAAGAUAUAUUUGAUAAAAAUGGAUGGUUACAUUCUGGUGAUUUAGCUUAUUAUAAUGAAAUCGGAGAAAUUUUUAUUGUAGAUAGAUUAAAGGAAAUUAUUAAAUACAAAGGAUAUCAAAUAUCACCGAAUAAAAUAGAAAAUCUCUUACAAUCACAUCCUGCAGUUUUAGAAGUGGGAGUAGUUGGCAUACCUCAUUCUAUUUAUGAUGAACUUCCUAUUGCUUUCAUCAGUAAAAUACCUAAUAAAGAAGUUUCUGAAGAAGAAUUAUCGAAAAUGGUUGCUAACAAUAUGAUGGAUAUCUACAAAUUACGUGGUGGUAUAAAAUUUUUACCAAGUUUACCACAUACUCCUUCGGGAAAAAUUUCAAGAAAAAAAUUGAGGGCGAUGGCAAAAGAGUUAAUUAUCAAUUAAAUUAUGAAAGUAUUAGUUACUUUUAUUGUAACAUAUAAAUGAAUAUAUAUUUGUUAUUGUAUGUAUAAUAUAGUUUAUUAAACUAUCAAUAUGCUUCUGCA
Molecule: messenger RNA, 2275 nt
Organism: Apis cerana (Asiatic honeybee)
Lineage: Eukaryota; Metazoa; Arthropoda; Insecta; Hymenoptera; Apidae
Product: luciferin 4-monooxygenase-like
Molecular function (GO): CoA-ligase activity
Source: RefSeq, a predicted model, not a curated record